GCCAACGGUAUCGCAUUGGGGUUGGAAUGGGAACGCCCGGCGUUACUGGGACUUCAUGUAAGUUUCGGUUCUCCAAUCCGUCUUGCCAUUACUGAAAUCGUUUAGCUAUGCCGGGAAGCUUCAGCGCAUUGAACGCAUGAUUCAUCAUUAUGGUUCCAGCCUCAACGCAUUACCCCUUCUCGCUGAGUUUCGACAAAACCCGACCGAUACGUAUCUUCUCCGAGUUGGGUACGGUGGAAUCAUUGGCCCAUUAAGCAAUAUUCGGGAGGACGGCUCAAUGUACAACGCGUUCCACUCAUUUCCCGACACUCUCAAGGGCGACGAUUAUUCCGGAGACUACGGUCCUAGCUUCCUUGGAAUGAUGCUGGGUGCUGGUACAUACGUCGUGGAUGACCCUGACGUCGGCCUCAUCGCAUACGGUGGUAAUCUGUUAGUGGAGAGCGAGACGGUGACUGUGCAACCGCGUGAUGCUGUCCGGCGACGUGUCUAUAUUGCGUCAAUGGGCGUCUACGUCACGAUAAGUGCCGGCCAAAUCGAAGAGUUCUCGUUUUCCGCAACUCAGCCAAACUCAUUGGAACUGAGCAUUGUCGCAGGGACAUCCAAUGCGACCACGGCGAUUGUAUGGGUUGAGAAUCCUGGUACAAAAGACGCGUAUGCAGUAACGACCAGCGGGGAACAGAGGAGGGGAGGUGUGGCGGUUGAGCUAUCGGGUGGCUCCGUGACUGUCACGGUGGCCAGGCAGUAGAUCUAACCGAGAGGUUUGCUGUGUUGUAAGCUUUACAAGAUAAUGAAGUAGCUUUGGAGAACAAUCACACUGGA
Molecule: messenger RNA, 819 nt
Organism: Aspergillus caelatus
Lineage: Eukaryota; Fungi; Ascomycota; Eurotiomycetes; Eurotiales; Aspergillaceae
Exons: 1
Coding region: 137-745 (202 amino acids)
Source: RefSeq, a predicted model, not a curated record